This is a messenger RNA of Amphimedon queenslandica, 801 nucleotides long. Its product is annotated as arginine--tRNA ligase, cytoplasmic-like. The record is from RefSeq and is a predicted model, not a curated record. Gene Ontology annotation, cellular component: cytoplasm. The transcript is spliced from 6 exons. Gene Ontology annotation, biological process: arginyl-tRNA aminoacylation. Bases 1 to 801 code for a protein of 266 amino acids. Gene Ontology annotation, molecular function: arginine-tRNA ligase activity; ATP binding. Lineage: Eukaryota; Metazoa; Porifera; Demospongiae; Haplosclerida; Niphatidae.
AUGGCAGGACAAAUUCCUGUUGUUCGUGAUAUAUUUGGAAGCAUAUCUGUGAUAAUUAGGUCCGCUGUAAACAAGGUCUACCCUUGGUUUAUUCCGGAAUCAAACAAAUCUAUACUCCAGCUCUCUGGUAAUUUAAAAUUUGGAGAUUACAAAUCAACCAUUGCCAUGCCUAUUGCCAAAGGGUUAAAAAAUCGAGACAAAGAAUCUGCAUCCAACCCAAAAGACAUAGCAAGAAAAAUUAUAGAGAAUAUGAGCUCAUCUCCAUUGAUUGAAAAAUGCGAAGUGGCUGGUCCUGGGUUCGUUAAUAUCUACUUGAAGUCAUCUUUUAUUUCUGAAGUUAUUUCUAAUAAUCUGAAGCAUGGCGUUCAGCCUCCAGUAAUUGCAAAAAGUCUUCGAGUUGUUGUUGACUUUUCCUCUCCUAACGUUGCCAAAGAAAUGCAUGUGGGACAUCUUCGCUCAACCAUCAUUGGAGAGUGCAUUUGUCGUCUGCUGGAGUUUGUUGGUCAUGACGUUGUCAGGUUGAAUCACAUUGGUGAUUGGGGUACUCAAUUUGGCAUGCUCAUAGCUCAUUUGAAGGACAAGUUCCCCAAUUAUACAACUGUAUCUCCACCAAUUGGUGACCUGCAUUCCUUUUAUAAGGAAUCGAAAAAGCGUUUUGAUGAUGAUCCUGAUUUUAAAAAGAGAGCAUAUGCUGAUGUUGUAGGCCUCCAGCAAGGUGAUCCUGAAGUUCGAAAAGGUUGGAGUCUUAUUUGUGACGUUUCUCGAAAAGGUAUGGCACUUUGCAUCAAUGUACUAAAUUAA